Amaranthus tricolor (Joseph's coat) is the source of this 3411-nucleotide messenger RNA. Its product is annotated as histone-lysine N-methyltransferase CLF. The coding region runs from base 358 to 3102 and encodes 914 amino acids. Gene Ontology annotation, molecular function: histone methyltransferase activity; protein binding. Gene Ontology annotation, biological process: chromatin remodeling. Gene Ontology annotation, cellular component: PcG protein complex. The record is from RefSeq and is a predicted model, not a curated record. Lineage: Eukaryota; Viridiplantae; Streptophyta; Magnoliopsida; Caryophyllales; Amaranthaceae. The transcript has 17 exons.
CCAAUAACAUGUUCUCCCCUUUUUAAUGGUGUUUUGAUUACCUCUCCAUCCUAAUAAGGUAAUACCAACAUUUUUAGUCACAAAACCCAAAAUGUUGAAACCAAUUCAAAACGCUAAGGACACCUUUCUUCUUUCCGCCUAAAUUUUCUCUCUCAUUCGCCAGAACCUCCAAAAAAAACCCUCACGGAAUUUUUUUACCAGACUCUCUUUCUUUUCAAAUUAGGGUUUCGAAAUCUCGCACCAGAUCCGCCAUUAUCUCAACCUUCCAUUCGUUAUACUCGCAUUUGCAUGAAUCUCAUCCGAAUUCUAACUCCAUCGCCGGUUAGGCCAAUUCCUAGUAAUCUGUAAUCAUCGGCGAUGUCUUCCAAACCUUCGCGCUCGAAUUCUGCUUCUUUUAGCAGAUCGGAACCAGUCAAGGAUGCACUGAUGUCGGACCCUGCGACGGUUAGUGUGAUGCCGAAAGAGAUUAUUAAGGUUAUAGAUUCGUUGAAGCAACAAGUAGAAGCUCAACGUCAAAUUUAUAUCAAGAAUUCAAUCGAGGAUAAUAGGCAGAAGUUGUCUAGAGUGACUUUAGCGAAGGAACGAAGAAACGUUGUACCAUUUGACUUGGAAAAGAAUGCAAAUUUAUUACUUAAACGGCAAAAUGGUGCCAUUAAAAUGCACAAUGGUCUUGGAGUUGGUAAUAAAAAUGAUGAUGAUGAUAGCAAUGGUUCACAUGAAGAUUCAGCUGUUCUUUUAGGGGCUUCUGUCCCUGUUAAAAAUACGGUUCGAGCUAUUAAACUUCCUGAAGUCAAGAGACUUCCGCCAUAUACAACAUGGAUAUUUUUGGACAGAAACCAAAGGAUGACAGAAGACCAAUCUGUGGUAGGUCGAAGGAGAAUUUAUUAUGAUCCAACUGGCGGGGAAGCUUUGAUUUGCAGUGACAGUGAGGAAGAAGUGAUUGAAGAAGAGGAAGACAAGAAGGAAUUUGUUCGAUCAGAAGAUUACAUUCUGCGCAUGACAGUGCAGCAAGUUGGUUUAUCAGAUGCAGUUUUGGAUUUGCUCGGGCAGUGCUUUUCCAGAAAACCUAGUGAUAUCAAGGCAAGAUAUGAAGUUCUUUGUGAGGAAGAGAAGACCAAGGCAGGUCUAAUGGAUGGGGAUACUGUUGAGACUUUAGAAAAUUUAAACCCGUAUAUUGAGAAAGAUUUGGAAGGAGCUCUGGAUUCUUUUGACAAUUUGUUCUGUCGCCGGUGUUAUGUUUUUGAUUGUAGAUUGCAUGGAUGCUCACAGGAUCUCAUAUUUCCUACUGAGAAACUGCAUCCAUGGAGUUCUUCAGAGGAGGCAAAUGUACCAUGUGGGCCACACUGCUAUCGAUUGGUCCCCAAAUGUGAAGAGAAUUCUGCAGCCAACUCUAAAAAAUGUGUUGGCUCUGAAGCAAAUCUUGGCCCUUUAAAUGAUGCUUCGUUUGAGGUCUCACCAAGGAAGAAGUCUACUGGAUCCUCAAACAAGCGAAAGGGGAAAUCUACUCAAAGUGAAAGUGCCUCGUCAAAUGCUAGAAAUGCAUCCGAUAGUAGUGAUUCGGAUGAGAAACUUUCUCAAGAUAACACCAGCAUUGGCCAGAAUAAGAGCAAGUCUGGCGGGAAAUCGGGUGCUCGGAAAAGUAGGAACAAGCGUGCUGCUGAAAAAAUACUUGUUGCUAUACAGAAGAGGCAUAAGAAAAUGUUGGCUCAAGAUGCUGAUUCAGCUAGCGCUGGACCUACUUUGUCCAGAGAUAUCAAACUUCGUUCCCGGACACGGAAAGAAGAUGAAUUUGCAAGUUCAUCUCCACAUAAGAAAGGGAAUUUGAGUACUAAUGAAAGGUCAAAGAAAGGUUCCCUUGCCUUGUGCAGUUCCAAAUCCAUAAAUUGUGGGGGUUCUAGUGAUCCUCUAAUUAUGGCAUCAAACAGUCAGUCUACUGGUAUUUUGGAUUAUGUGUCAAGGAAAGAGGAACUUGUAGAUGAAAGCCCAGGGAAACGGGAACUAAAUAAUGAUAAAUCUUGGAAGGCUCUUGAAAAAGCUCUUUAUGAAAAGGGUUUAGAGAUAUUUGGCAAGAACAGUUGUUUGAUCUCUAGAAACCUUUUAAAUGGAUUGAAAACAUGUUCAGAGGUCUACCAGUACAUGACUCUUUUGAAUACUAAGCUAUCCGGUCAAAUUGGUGAAGAUGGAACUAACCUUGACUGCUCUGAAGCUAUGGGCGAUGAAGACAGGGGAAGAUCAAGAUAUGUUCGGAGGAGAGGUAGAGUUCGUCGUUUGAAGUACACUUGGAAGUCUACUGGCUAUCAUUCAAUUAGAAAAAGGAUUUCAGAGAGGAAAGAUCAGCCUUGUCGUCAAUAUAAUCCUUGUGGGUGUGGGACUGCUUGUGGGAAGCAGUGUCCAUGCCUUUUAAAUGGCACAUGCUGUGAAAAAUACUGCGGGUGUCCUAAGAGCUGCAAAAACAGAUUCCGGGGCUGCCACUGUGCUAAAAGUCAGUGCAGAAGUCGUCAAUGUCCUUGCUUUGCUGCCGAUAGGGAAUGUGAUCCAGAUGUCUGUCGUAAUUGUUGGGUUAGUUGUGGUGAUGGUACACUUGGUAUCCCGAAUCAAAGAGGUGACAAUUAUGGUUGUAGAAAUAUGAAGCUUUUGCUCAAGCAGCAGCAGCGGGUUCUACUUGGUAGGUCUGAUGUUUCUGGGUGGGGAGCUUUUCUUAAGAAUGGUGUUGGAAAACAUGAAUACCUCGGAGAGUACACUGGGGAGUUAAUCUCACAUCGGGAAGCUGACAAACGUGGCAAGAUAUAUGAUCGUGAAAAUUCUUCAUUUCUUUUCAAUUUAAACGACCAGUUUGUUCUUGAUGCUUAUCGGAAAGGCGACAAGUUGAAAUUUGCCAACCACUCCCCUGAUCCAAAUUGCUAUGCAAAGGUUAUUAUGGUUGCUGGUGAUCAUCGGGUGGGCAUAUUUGCAAAGGAACGAAUAAAUGGUGGGGAAGAACUGUUCUACGACUACCGUUAUGAGCCUGAUCGAGCUCCAGCAUGGGCUCGGAAACCUGAGGAUGCUGUAUCCAAAAAAGAUGCCGCAGGACCUUCCAGCGGCCGUGCAAAGAAACUAGCUUAAUUCCAUCAGUUAUGAUUUGAUUCAAAGAAUUCAUUUUGUCAUUCUUUACAGGUCGAGCAUAUAAUUUAUAUCGCCAGAUAAAAUCCUAACUACUGACGACCCUGUGAAGGGGAAAAUUUUGAAUUCAUUUCAAAUUCUAACUCAAUUGUAUUUAUGCACAUUGCGAAAAGGAUGCUGAGUUCGCCUAUUUAUUUGAAUAUGUGAUUCUUAUUGAAUCAAGUGAAACAUAUAGUGAUUUACUGUAUAGUUAUGUAUUGUUUGUUAUAUUAUAGUAUAGUAUAAAUGCAUCUCAUUUUUUUCCUGUGUCAA